Molecule: messenger RNA, 4609 nt
Organism: Varanus komodoensis (Komodo dragon)
Lineage: Eukaryota; Metazoa; Chordata; Lepidosauria; Squamata; Varanidae
Gene: SMAD2
Product: SMAD family member 2
Exons: 12
Coding region: 286-1689 (467 amino acids)
Biological process (GO): cell differentiation; regulation of transcription by RNA polymerase II; SMAD protein signal transduction
Cellular component (GO): heteromeric SMAD protein complex
Molecular function (GO): RNA polymerase II cis-regulatory region sequence-specific DNA binding; I-SMAD binding; DNA-binding transcription factor activity, RNA polymerase II-specific
Source: RefSeq, a predicted model, not a curated record
GGGUUCACAGUAUAAAACUAAGGGAAGACAAGAAGCAUAGGAGAAGUUGAGGAAAAGAGAAAGAUGAACUUGGCAUAUUUGGUCCAUUGACAAAGCUGAUCAGUGAUCAAAUCUAAAAACUAGCAUUCAAGCAGACUGACGAAGUCCCAAGAAGGAAGCUGCUCCCAUCUUGGUUUCCCCUUCAACCUUUGGCAGUGCUUAAUUGAGGAAUGGAGUGAUGGUGGUGGGGAUCAUGAGGUUGCAAACGGCUGCCAAGUUAUUUUGUAAGUUGUUCUGCACCUGGCCAUGUCGUCUAUAUUGCCGUUUACCCCACCUGUUGUGAAGAGACUGCUAGGGUGGAAGAAGUCUGCUGGUGGUUCAGGAGGUGCUGGUGGGGGUGAGCAGAAUGGUCAGGAAGAAAAAUGGUGUGAGAAAGCAGUGAAAAGUUUGGUCAAGAAGCUCAAGAAGACAGGGCAACUGGAUGAGCUUGAAAAAGCAAUCACCACUCAGAACUGCAAUACAAAGUGUGUUACAAUACCAAGCACUUGCUCUGAAAUUUGGGGACUGAGUACACCAAAUACGAUAGAUCAGUGGGAUACAACAGGCCUAUACAGCUUCUCUGAACAAACCAGGUCUCUUGAUGGCCGCCUGCAAGUAUCUCACCGUAAAGGAUUACCACAUGUUAUUUACUGCCGCUUGUGGCGCUGGCCCGACCUUCACAGUCACCAUGAACUUAAGGCAAUUGAAAACUGUGAAUAUGCUUUUAAUCUUAAAAAGGAUGAAGUAUGCGUAAACCCAUACCAUUACCAGAGAGUGGAAACUCCAGUUCUGCCUCCUGUCCUGGUGCCACGGCAUACUGAGAUUCUGACCGAACUUCCACCACUUGAUGACUAUACUCAUUCCAUUCCCGAAAACACUAACUUUCCAGCAGGAAUUGAACCACAGAGCAAUUACAUACCAGAAACUCCACCUCCCGGCUAUAUCAGUGAAGAUGGAGAAACAAGUGACCAGCAGUUAAACCAAAGCAUGGAUACAGGGUCCCCGGCCGAGCUGUCUCCUAGUACACUCUCUCCUGUUAAUCACAGCUUAGACUUGCAGCCUGUUACCUAUUCAGAGCCAGCAUUCUGGUGUUCAAUAGCAUAUUAUGAACUAAAUCAGAGAGUGGGAGAAACUUUCCAUGCCUCGCAGCCUUCACUCACUGUAGACGGCUUUACGGAUCCAUCAAACUCUGAAAGAUUCUGCCUAGGUUUGCUCUCCAACGUUAAUAGAAAUGCCACUGUGGAAAUGACGAGACGGCACAUAGGAAGGGGAGUGCGCCUGUAUUACAUUGGUGGGGAAGUUUUCGCUGAGUGCCUAAGCGAUAGUGCAAUCUUUGUUCAGAGCCCCAAUUGUAAUCAGAGAUAUGGCUGGCAUCCUGCAACUGUGUGCAAAAUUCCACCAGGCUGUAACCUGAAGAUCUUUAAUAACCAGGAGUUUGCUGCUCUUUUGGCUCAAUCUGUGAAUCAGGGCUUUGAAGCAGUGUAUCAGCUGACUCGAAUGUGUACCAUACGGAUGAGUUUUGUUAAAGGAUGGGGAGCUGAGUACAGGCGGCAAACAGUAACAAGCACUCCUUGUUGGAUUGAGCUUCACCUGAAUGGGCCUCUACAGUGGCUUGAUAAAGUAUUGACUCAAAUGGGCUCUCCAUCAGUACGCUGUUCCAGCAUGUCGUAAAGCUGCUUCUCAUUACUGGUGGGCUUAAAAUAGGAAGUCCAGGCAACAGACUUAAAUCUAACAACUCGUCUGUCGUAGUAACUCGUGUGUGGUCUCCAUGAACUGUUUCCUAUCCAAAAAGUUCUGAGAGAGAGAGAGAGAGAGAGAGAGAGAGAGAGAAAGCACUUGAGGGUCUCGUCAGUUUUAAAGCACCUUGUGGAUUUUGUUUCCUAUACUCUGAUAACUAGAUGAAACGUUAGUGUAUAGAAAAGCCUUCUUUUGAAGGAGGGAGGGACAAUUUAAAGACUUUAAUGGUGUCUUUAUUGGGUAUAUAUAAACUGAGUGUCCUAAAGGUUUACCAAUAACAUGGAUGGUUUUAAUGUAUCUUGGACUCCCCCUCCCCCCAAUAUGACACCGUUCUGCUGUCCUGAGUUUUCCCAUUGUUAGAUACUUGGAGCUCUUUUGAUCUAGGCAGCCAUCUCAUAAAAAGCCCAAGUUCUUGCUUCUCCAUAUUUUUUAUAUUUUUAUAUAUAAAUAUAUAUGCAGGCUUUCCGCUGCCCUAUAACAGACUUUUAUUACAGAAAAGCUUCCCCCUCGAUACACAUUCCUUGUGUACUAGCUGCCUCCUUAAACCUCUCUUUGGAAAGGGAACAUUUCUUGUUUCCUCUCUUGAAAUCUUGGCCCUUGAUUGUGCUUUAAUGAACCCUAAAUAUCCAAUGUAAAUUUGGAUCUCUUUCUCCCCACACCCUCCACUUCCAAAUCAUGUUUAAGAAAAAUUCCUCUGUUGCCUGUCCAGGGCGAUGCACCUGUUGCUGGCAGUGGGUGCUGUGACACCUUUUUGUCUGAAAACACGGGCGAGCACUCUUGAAAGAUGCACUGAUGGGUCAGUGCACCUGCAACAUUACCUGGUUUCUUCACCACGGUCAAGAGGUGAGGAACAGGCUGGUGACCAUGCAUCGCAGUCUCCUUGAGUGCCUCCUAGGCCUGCAUUUCUUCCCGGACUGUGGUUAAGCAGUACUGUGGUGCCAACGUUCAUUGUGGAUCAUGGUUUCUUCUUCACCUUCUCUUUCAAGCAGGAUUUGAAAGCAUUAAGGUAGCCCUCAUCGUGGCUAACAUUGCUACGAUGGGGCUGUAGUCAGUGGGAUACAUCCAGUGCUAGUCUAACUUGAGCCCCAGUCACUUCAUUGGCUUUAAGUGAGACUAACAUUGGUUGCAAGCCAUGGUAAUGCUUAACCUGUGGUCCAGGAGACAGGAAGGAUUCACACCUGUUUCAGCCUCUCUUAAGCGUCUGCACUAGCUCUCUGUCCCCAAAGCCACAAAUGUUAAUGCUAACUCUGCAGCCUCAUGCAUCUGUCACAGAAGUAGCCUUUUUUAGGAGCAGUUUCUGAAUCUUGCCCCCCCUCCCCCAGAUGUGUGUUACAGCUCCGUCAUUGCCUUUGCAUAGAAUUUUGGUUUGCACAUAACGAUCACCUAGAGUAUGGGUUGAAUCAUGGAUUUUUGUCACUUGCAGAACCUGCACUGUGUAUCAACAACUGGGUUGUUAACUGUUAAGAACCUGGGAAGAGUACGAUGGCUUGUUGUCAGGUUGUGAGCUCUAGGCUAUUCGUGGUUACAACCCAUAGUUGAAGUAUAGUGUGGGGUUCAUGUGUAAUGACCACUCGCAAUUCAGAAAGAAAUUGGACAGCAUAGAAAUAAAAUAAGUAAGUAAAAUAAAUAAAACUAUAGACCAUACUUUGGGUUGCCAUUAUAUGCAGACUAGGUCAGAGUGCAUUCAAAGAAGUACCCCUGUGUUUUUUCAUAAAGAAAAGGAGCAACAGCCGCAAGGCGGUGAUGCUUCUUGUGUGUCCUGAAGCCAUCCACAAUAAGAACUUUCGGCAGGGAUGGGUAUGUGGAACGCGAAAGCGUGGCUGAACUCAAGGCAAGUUCCCACUUCCCUGUCCCGGUCCCUUUUCUGGUCCUCCAUCUUCCACCACUGCUCUAGCAGGACUCCCGGUAUGCCACACAGCAAUUGGACUUGGAUUUAAAAAGAAGAGAAUGGGGUGAAGAAUAUGUUAGUUCCUUGGAAGAUUUAAAAGGGGAUAGUAAUGCUCCACAAGUUAGCCUGGCAGUCCUGAAAGUGUUCCCCUCCCUUGCCACACAGUGGAAUGAACUUCCAGAAGGGUUUGAAUGUAAAGUGUGGCGAAGCUGUAAGUCUUUCAGGGUGGUCAGAUCAAAGCAAUAUGGCUUAAUCUAGGAGGAUCCAUUAUGGAAGGAAUGGACCUUGCAGAAGCAUUUGUUUCUGCAGCCUCCCUGGGCUCGGUGUUGCUCGAGGUGUGUGAUCAGCAAAAGGAAGACUCCAUAGUACAUGUUAUUGUGAACCCUUGGACACUAUUUCUGGACCUUGCUUUAAACAAUACUUUGAACUAUAUUCUACAAAUAAGUUGGGUUGGGUAAGGGUUGGGAAACUGUAUAGAAGGGUUCUUCUGACUUGAAAAGUAUACAUCUUACUAACAAUCUUGUGAUCUAGCUGUCUGUCAUUCUCGUUGUUGUGGCAGUAGCAGGAUUGCCUUUUGUCUGUUUUCUUUUCCUUCUCCUCCCCUCACCCCAGACCGUUUGUUUGCACUAGUGCUGUACUUUGUAAGUACACCUAGCAGCAACUUCAGCUUUGAGAACAAAUGUGGCCAGUGUUAAGCUUUGUAAUCAGCUGACUGAAUGGAUGAUAGCAGUGGAUAUAUUUAUGCCAUAAUAAAUAGGGCAUAGGAGCAAUACCAAAAACCAAGCCUGGGGGUGGGGCGGGGCAUCAGAAUGGACCAGGCAGUUUAAAAGAAUUGGCAAUUACCAAUUUGUGUAGUUUUACCAGUAGACUAAUGUAUUGGUAGAACUCGUGAACCUAAGAGAUAAGCUUUCAUGCGUGUUGCAUUUGCCUAAUAUGUGAAUACACUAAUAAAAGUUUUAAUUCUCA